AAUUGUUUACAUGAGCAACUCAACAUACUCUACAGAAUCGACUGCAUCAGAGUUUCUCCACACGGAGUUGGGUUCAGUUUCCAAAAACCGAAUUUCUAGAGAUUCAUUGAGGAAAGCUCUAAUGACUGAAAUGGAUAUCAGAUUCGUGAUCAGCGUCAAAAGUUACACCUGAUCAAAUAUGCUUUAAGAAGAAAAAGAUUGGACUUUUGGGGUAGCUUUCUGGUUAGUGCGUCAGAUCACCCAUCCGACAGUAUACUCACUAUGUACAGUUCCUCCGAUUAGUCUCUUUCUGGAAAAACUAGUACCUGGCUAGUGAGUGGAUGUAGGGACCUCAAGCAGUUGCGCAAAGGCUUUUUCUAGUCAGAGCUCCAGAUGAUGAAGUAACUCUCUGGAUGACCAUGUCAGAUGUAGGGAAGGUAUUAGGCUAUUGAAGCUGGUACUAUCAGCACUUGUACCUGCUAUCGUAAUAUAGGAUAUUCUUCUUCCUUCCUCUAGAGCAUAUAGACUUUAAGAUUUUUUAACAAUGAAAGAUCCUCUAUUUCAUCAAUUGUUAGACAAUAUUUGUUCACACAUACUUAUUGACGUGUACUACGACUAUUUUUUUAUGUAUACUUUCUUAGAACGUUGAAAUAAUCUGUAAAAGAUACCGUGUGCUGGAUCCUUGCCCUCUCAAUAUGUUCAGCUACUAAGACUAAGGGAAAGGAAGGUUGUAGAUGUCAAUGAUGAACUCGUUAAACUCGUUUUCACUGCAGUUUAGAAAUUGUUAAUAAUCGAGGCAAAUAUCCAAUGAUUCCUCUUUUGUUGCUGCUAUUUGUCAGAUCGUCUCUAAUAUCUAAAUAUACUCUAAAUAUUACAACAAAAUUAACAAGAAUCAACAAACAGAAGAGAUCAUAUCUCGUUAUAACGUCUCCGUUUAGAUGAUGAUUUUAACAUAUUAGAAAAACUAGACAUUAAAAUAUCAGAAAAAAGAACAUAUUUUUUUUUGUAGAAGUCUUGCUCAUCGACGCGUCAAAUUACAAACAUGGAUUAUUUUCCUAUCAGAUAAAAAGAAGAACAAGAAAAUAUAUCUUUAUUCUUCCUAAUCAAAAACGCAAAUCACUUCGCUUCGUUGACAACUUGAAUAUUAACGAGGAAUGAAACUCAAAAUAUGAAAAAUGUUAAUUAAGACGAAAUUAAGAAGAUAAUCCUUAGAAGAAGAACAAAAAUAAAUGUAUAUUUCAAAUCUGUCAGUUCAAAAAUAAAAUAAUACUAUAUUUCCGUCUGUUUUUGUGUCCAUUUAUUACUAUCAAAAUUUGUUAUCUUGUAUACUGAUUUGUCAGAAAAAAAAGAGAGAAGAGUAUUGAAUUCUAAUCAAUUUUUUUUAGGUUCAGGCCUAGAUCAAAAUGCAGGAUCAUCAAAAAUUCUUGAUCAAUUAUCAUUUCUUAGAACAAUAAGAGAAAAGAAAACAAUGGGCAUAUCUUUUGUUGAACUUUUUUAUUUCAUAUAUUUGUCACUAUUUCGUUAACUAAACAUUAAACUGCCACAGGUAUGACAUACUAAACGAUCAUAAUAUAUAUGACUUUCGAUCUCACUGAUAUAUUAGGCACUUGAAACUCUCGUCUUAACAACAAAACGCAGUCAGUAAACGUCAGUGCGAGUAUUGGUGGUGUUCAACAUCGACUAUCAUGUACACCUCGUUCAUCUGAACAUCAUGUUCAUAUUUCGAAUCAUCGACGUUCCAGUCGUACCCGUAAAUAUUCUCAUGAACCUCAACAUAUAAUGUCAUCAUCAUCACAUGAACAUUCCCGUCCGUCUAUACCCGUUUGUCCAACGCCCAAAACCAGUCAUACAAAACGUGCAUCAUCUACUGAAGGAAUUUUAUUUGGACCACUCAAAAAAGAUACAUCAAGCGGUUUUAAUUAUCAAAGUUUAACUGAAUCACCAUUGAAUGUGCCAAAAACAAAACCAGUUCGAUCUCAUAGUUCGACAAAUGCUGAAUUAUCCUAUCAUUUCAAUAACAACAAAGCUCUUCCGGAUGAAAAAUUAUUAAUUUCAGGAUCAGCUUUAAAAAUUGAAUGUGAUGUCAAUGGAGUAGAUUCGGUAGCGUUACCGUUGACAUGGAAACCAACACAUCAAGUAACAUUUCAACGAGAUUCAUGGGAUCACAAAAUUGAAUUUCUUCUUGCAGUUAUCGGCUAUGCCGUUGAUUUAGGUAAUGUUUGGCGUUUUCCAACAGCCGUUUAUAUGAAUGGUGGUGGAGCCUUUUUUAUUCCUUACUUUCUUUUAUUAAUCUUUGGUGGAUUACCUUUAUUCUAUAUGGAACUAGCACUUGGUCAAUAUCAUCGAUCGGGUGUCUUCACUGUUUGGAAACAUAUAUGUCCACUAGUUAAAGGUGUAGGCUGGGCAACGGUGAUCAUCAAUUUUAUGAUGGCAAUGUUUUAUAAUACAAUAAUAUCAUGGGCAUUUUAUUAUUUAAUCAUGUCAUUCAAUGGUUUAGUUACCGAAGUUCCAUGGAAAAGCUGUGGACAUCCGUGGAAUUCAAAUUGUUGUGUAGCAGCCGAUGCACAAACUAGACGAGUUCAAGAAAUUGAUAAAGCAAAGUCAUUUGAUAAUCUUGGAACGGUGAAAUGGGAAUUAGCAUUAUGUCUAUUGGUAGUAUUUAUCUUUGUUUAUUUUGCUUUAUGGAAAGGAAUUAAGAGUUCAGGAAAAGCUGUAUGGAUAACAGCUAUUGCACCAUAUGUUGUCCUCAUAGUUUUACUAAUUCGUGGUGUAACAUUGCCCGGUGCGUCAAUGGGUAUUGAAUAUUAUCUUAAACCGAAUAUGACAUCGUUGAAAAGUUUUCCCAUUUGGAAUGCUGCAGCAACGCAAAUAUUUUUCUCAUUGGGACCUGGAUUUGGCGUUCUAUUAGCACUAUCUUCGUACAAUAAAUUUCAUAAUAACUGUUACAGGUUUAAUAAUAAAUCGAUUUAUCUUGGUGCUUUACCAACAUGUACAUAUGGCGGAGAUUAUAUUGUAAACUUGAUGAAUGAAAUUGCUGUUGCACCCGCAUUACUAUUAGUGGUAUUUGUCGAAAGUAUCGCUGUGUCAUGGUUUUAUGGAGUUAACCGAUUUUCAUUGGAUAUUAAAGCAAUGAUUGGUACUAGACCAUCUUUAUUCUGGCGUUCAAUAUGGUAUUUAAUUAGUCCAGUAUUUUUAUUAAUGAUAUUUUAUAUAUCAAUGGAUAAUUAUUUAUCUGGUGAUAUUACAAUUAAAAAAGUUGCAUUGAAAAAUUUACCAUUAAGAGUUCGAGUAUUUUCAAAUUUAAUGGUAUUUGUUCCCAUAUUAUGUAUUCCAGCUUAUGCCAUUUACAAAUUAAUUAUCACACCAGGAAGAAAUUUUGAUGAGCGUUUGAGUAGAGCCGUUCGUCCAGAAGAGCCUCUAUUGAAAAUAGUAAGUUCAAGAGCAGCGCCAAGUGGAUCUAUAGCAGAAAAAGUGGAUCUCUAG
Messenger RNA from Didymodactylos carnosus, 3462 nucleotides. NCBI's taxonomy places the organism in Eukaryota, Metazoa, Rotifera, Eurotatoria, Philodinida, Philodinidae. The record is from the annotation of a GenBank genome assembly.